Messenger RNA from Cyprinus carpio (common carp), 6833 nucleotides. RefSeq names its product PDZ domain-containing protein 8-like. Gene Ontology annotation, biological process: mitochondrial calcium ion homeostasis. Gene Ontology annotation, molecular function: lipid binding; protein binding. NCBI's taxonomy places the organism in Eukaryota, Metazoa, Chordata, Actinopteri, Cypriniformes, Cyprinidae. The record is from RefSeq and is a predicted model, not a curated record. Gene Ontology annotation, cellular component: mitochondria-associated endoplasmic reticulum membrane contact site.
UCGCUGCCCGGCAGAUGCCGUCAUGACGCAGGACUUCCAGCGCGUUGACGCGAUGUUACGUUCCACCAAUCAGUGGCAGUUUUCGAAGCCCAGGAAAGGAGCAGAUGAUAUGGCAGCUUUGUGAGCGGCCAGGUGGAACUCGCUUUUGUUUAAUCGGGCUGACAGCGCAACAUGAGUACACUUUAACCCGCACGCCGCAGCGGGGGAUCCGAAGAUGAUAUACCUGAUAUUAAUUUCUGCCUUCUCCGGGGCCAUCGUCACGCUCCUUCUGCAGCUCUUGCUGUUGUACCGGAGGAGCCCGGAGCCUAUCGCUAGGACAGUUCAGUAUGUCAAUGCAGUUCCUGAUCCAGCACUAAAGGAUUACUUUAGCAACCAACAAGCCGAAUCAACGCAGCAACAAUCAGACAGCACAUCGUCUGCCUCCAAACAACCAGAGGCCGCUUCCCCGAAGCACCAAGAGACCACCGUCCCCGGCAGCAGCCCUAAACAGCAGCCGUCCUCGCCACCGCCUUCGCUGAGCGACUCCCCGCACACCUCCAAAGCAGAGACAUGCGAUUUCCUCAAUGCCAUAUUUCUGUUCUUAUUCCGCGAGUUUCGAGACACCCCAGUCAUCAGGCACUGGAUCACCAAAAAGAUCAAGGUAGAGUUUGAGGAGCUCCUCCUGACCAAGACCGCCGGGCGUCUGCUGGAGGGGCUCAGUCUGCGGGAUAUCUCUCUGGGCAACUCUGUUCCCGUCUUCAAAACAGCCAGACUCAUGAAGCCAGUGGCUCUCAAUGAAGACAACAUGCCAGAGGAGCUCAAUUUCGAGGUUGACCUAGAAUAUAACGGCGGCUUUCAUCUGGCCAUUGAUGUCGAUUUAGUAUUCGGGAAAUCGGCUUAUCUGUUUGUGAAGAUGACCCGGGUGGCCGGCCGCCUGAAGCUGCAGUUCACCCGCAUGCCUUUCACGCACUGGUCUUUCUCCUUCCUGGAGGACCCGCUCAUAGACUUCGAGGUGAAGUCUCAGUUUGAGGGCCGUCCCCUGCCCCAGCUCACCUCCAUCAUAGUCAAUCAGCUAAAGAGAGUCAAGAAGAAGCACACCUUACCAAACUACAAAAUAAGGUACAAGCCCUUUUUUCCUUUCCAAGUUCAGCCACCGCUGGCAUCAUCAUGUGACCUGGACAUCUCCAUCCGAGACGCUAUUGUGGAGGGGCGUCUACGUGUCACACUUGUUGAAUGUAGCAGAUUGUUUAUCCUGGGCUCAUAUGAAAGGGAGGCAUAUGUUCACUGCACCUUAGAGCUCAGCUCUGACCAAUGGCGGGAAAAAACUCGCAGCUCCAUCAAAGAGACUGAGGUGAUCAAAGGACCAUCUGGGAGCGUGGGAAUGACUUUCAGGCAUGUCCCAGCCAGUGAUGGCGACACGGUGCAUGUGAGCAUAGAGACUGUCACCCCAAACUCCCCAGCUGCCCUGGCAGAGUUACAGAGAGGAGAUCGCCUCAUUGCUAUUGGAGGAGUCAAAGUGACGUCCUCUGUCCAAGUGCCGAAGCUGCUAAAACAAGCUGGAGAAAGAGUGAUAGUCUUAUAUGAGAGGCCGGUCCGGCACCAGGUGCCUACUGUGGGUUUGGGGACACUCCAAGAAACCCUAGGCCCAAUGGAGGAGCCCAGUUAUCUUCAUCAUCCUGGGGGCUACGAGGAGGACCCAGCCCCAAUAACCACCAUGGACAUAUCUGAUAACAGAGACAAUGACUCUGAGUUUGAGGAGCUAAUCGUUGAGUCCAGAUCAACUGCAGCUCCAGUCACUGUUGACACUAAGGAGGAUUUCCUGCUCACUGUAAACCAAAGUCCCAAAAAAACUGUGGCUAACUUGGCCAAGCCCCUUGGUUCCAUCUCACCAAUUCUCAACCGCAGACUGAACCUUCAGUCCCCACUCAAACCCCAGCCCAAAGAAUCACCAAAGGCACCAACUCUCAAGGCUGCUGAACCUUCUGAACCACCACAGAGACCAAUGGUGCCCCCUCCUCCACCACCUGCACGCCCUCCUGUCCCUCCCAGGCCCCAUAUAAAAGUCACAUCUGCCUCCUCAGAAACCCAGAGCCUGUUUGAAGGUAACGAACCUGUGGUGGAAAAAAGUCCAGAGAAAACGCAACCCACUGCUGGCAAUGGUGACAAACCAGUAGAUAAAAUCCCUGUUAAGUCACCAGAGCCGAAGCCUGUGAGCAAGCACCCAGAGCUUGCAGAGGAAAUUCCAAAUAUUCCAGCCACAAACAAGCAAGAUUCAGCCAAAGACAAGAUAUCCGAGAGCUCCUCCAACACUAGAGACAGUGUCGAUGAGCAGGGUCUCUGGGAAUCAUCUGAAACCAUGUAUCGCAGCAGAGCUGCCCGCUGGAACAAAGCCUCUGUGAUCUUUGAGGUGGAAAGUCACUACAAAUUCCUUAAUGUAGCACUUUGGUGCAAGGACCCCUUCAAGCUUGGUAGUCUCUUGUGCUUAGGGCAUGUCAGCUUGCACUUAGAACACAUAGCACUGGAAUGCUUAGCUACGUCAUCUGCUGAAUAUCAGAGCACCUUUCGUCUAUGUGCUCCUGAACCAAGGGCCAGCGUCAGCCGCACUGCUUUGCGCAGCUUGAGCACUCACAAAGGUUUCAAUGAGAAACUCUGCUAUGGAGAUGUUACACUCAACUUCACUUACCUUGCAGAUGGGGAGUCAGACCUCUCCAGUGGACUGGUAGAACGUGAGCGGGAUGGGAGUCUUCAGGAAGAGAACUUAAAACACCGGGAAAAGGAACGGGAGCAGGUACUCACGGCAACCCGGGAUGAACCAAGUUACAGCGGGAUGCAGUUUGGAGAUAUGCGGCACAAUUUUCAAGACACUCAGUUCCAGAAUCCCACUUAUUGCGAUUAUUGCAAGAAGAAGGUGUGGACCAAGGCUGCCUCGCAGUGCAUGACCUGUUCUUAUGUCUGUCACAAGAAAUGUCAGGAAAAGUGUCUAACAGAGUUCCCUAAUUGCGUAGCUGCCUCAGUCCGACGUGGGGCAGAUCCUGAGGCCAAGUCUACCAUCAAUCGGGCAACUACUGGCCUUACACGUCACAUUAUCAACACUAGCUCUCGACUCCUCAAUCUGAGGCAGGUGCCCAAAGCCAGACUUGCAGAACAGGUUGCAGAAAUAGGAUCAGGGGCGGUGGAGCCUUCCCCGAAACAGACACCUAACACAUCUGACAAUGAGAGCAGUGACACAGAGACCUAUACUGGGGCCAGUCCUUCCAAGCAGCCACCUGGUAGCGGUGGCUCCAAACUGGUGCGCAAGGAAGGUGGGCUGGAUGACAGUGUCUUCAUUGCCGUCAAAGAGAUUGGUCGAGAUCUUUACCGUGGCCUCCCAACAGAUGAGCGUUCACAGAAACUGGAGUUGAUGUUGGACAAGUUGCAGCAGGAGAUUGACCAGGAGCUGGAGCAUAACAACUCUUUGAGUGUGGAAGAGCGAGAAACAGUUGACUCCCGGCACAAGGUCCUCGUCUCAGCAGCUCUGGCCAAGUCCGGGGAACGACUCCAAGCGUUGACACUGCUCAUGAUUCACUACCGUGCUGGCAUCGAAGACCUAGAGUCUGUAGAAAGCACCUCACCAUCUGAACAGCAUGGCUUUCCGAAGACCAAAGCUGAGGGUCUGGAGGAGGCGCUGAUGGGCACAGAAGUGUACGACAGUGACAUUUGCAGUCCUGUUGGUGUUCAGAUGCUGGAUGAGAUUACAGAGGAGCAGAUCUGUGUAGAGGCAUUACCAUAAAGAUGACAAAAGGCAUCAGGGGCUUGGGAUUCAAGAACAAAAACUUUUUCUCAAGUAUGACUUGGUUGACCUGUGGGUGUUCCACAGGUGAUUGUGAGGUUUGCAAAAGUAUUCCUAAAGAUGAACUGUCAAUUGUGGAAUUUUGUGAGAGUGUCAGUAGUUUACCAAUUUUUUUUUUUUCUUUUUUUUUUUUACAUUUUAAUUUUUUUAAUAAAUAUUUUCCCCCAUCUUUAGUCCUUAGUUACUGUUUUAAAGGGCAUAACCAUCAAUCUGUAGAUUUUCGGCAGUAUUACAUCAAAUACACAGAAUAUGAGUUCCCAUGACAUGAUCAAACCAAGUUUUACCUGCCUUACCUGAAAGGGGCAGUACAUUUUUUUUUUUUUUUUUUUACAUAAGCUUCAAUAGGGAGAGGUGUGAGCUUGAAGCUAGAUAAGCUUAAAUACAUAUUCUUAUUUUAACUUUGUGUAUUGGUAGAGACUGAAUUAUAUACAUGUUUGCUCUUAGUUAUGUUCAUGGUUGGAAAUACCCUGUCCAUUGUGUUUUAAGCUUCACGCCCCUCACUACAAAAUGUACAAAAUAACAGUCCAUAAAACAUGAUGCCAUUCCCAACCAACAUUUUUCUCUCUGUUAAGCACCUUUUGUUCCUAAUUGUUAAUUUUAAAGCAUAAUUUCUUUAAUGUUCAUGUUUUGUUAUUUUUUGAAUGUUUAAUGUUGAACUGAGAGGGAAUCCUCAUAGGACAAAUAAUCUUAAAGUUAUUAUUUUACUGGGGACCAUUCUUUGUCUAAUUUAAAUUUGUCACAAAGCCAAUGUGACUCUUUUCUUUUUUUGAGGGAAGUAUAUUUAUAUUACUUAUGUAUGUUUCAUAAUAUAUGUUUCCAAUAAUUGUCAUUAUAUAAUCUCACAAUUAAUAUGUUUUGAGCCUUUAUGAUUUUUUCUCAAACCAAUUUGGAUACUUUUUUAUCCACCAUCAAUUGGUCCUGGUGAAUGGUUAUGUAUGUGUGAAUGUGUCAGCCUGUUUGUUUUUGGUUUGGUUUAUGUAUUGGAAUGUGUCAAUUUAUUAUCAUGCAAGCAAACUUUCAGUAUGUCUCACAUCUGCGUGCUUUGGCACGCAUUGUUAUCAUUGAAAGUUGAUUUUACAUGUGUACUAAUGAAUUUAUCUCCCAAAUGACUCACUUUACAUUCAUUAUUCCGUUCACCUCUCAGCACAUCUCUCAAAGUGUAAAACUACAUCAUUAAAAACUCUCAUUUGUCAGUGCAUACAGUAUUCCUUAAUUCCCAAAGCUAAUGUGUACGUUCACAAACAGUCUGUAACCUGUCUGCUGGGCUCAAAAGCUGAGUCAAUUGUGGCCUCUGUCUGUAUAUUGCUGGUUAGUUUUCAUUUACUUCAUUUACUUUAAAUGGACUUGGAUUUGAUCGAAGAAAGACUUUUUUGCUGUUACUACAUACGGUUUGCACAUGAACAACUGUAAUUGGCUACAUGCAUUACUGGAUCGGUUUCCUGAAUUAAAGCUUUUUAGUAAAAACAAAUGACUAGGCCUUUAGGUGGCGAGGACCAAACUCCUAAUCCAGGCGUGGCCAACUUCGGUCUUGGAGAGCCACAGUCCUGAAGAGUUUUGCUCCAACUCUGAUUAAAAACUGACCCGCCUGUAGCUUUCUAGUAACCCUUAUACUGCGUUCAAGUCCUCCUGGGAAGUUCGUACUUACGAGUUGUAAUUACAACGUCGGGUGCGUUCAAGUCAGUUUAGUCGGCACAAGAUGGCGUUGUCCCUUCUUUUAAUAAAUUACAAGAAAAUACAACAGGGUUUGUUAACUCUGCUUAUAUAAAAUGAAGAGCAAAGAAUUUGCAUCAAGUGUGUUUUGCAUUUUUAAUUUUUUUUAAAUUAAUUUAUGAAGCCACUUUAAUCUGUAUCACAUAAAAACUUAUUGUUAUAUAGCAAUCCUGUCUAUCAAUUUUAACUAAAAAAUUAACGUCAACAACAGAUGUUGCAUCCAUCGAUCCAUUGAUUCUGUCAUGUUUCUCAUUGACACGCCCCCAACUCGAAAACUCGGAGCUUAAAGAAAAUUCAGAGUUUCCCACUCGUAAUUAUGACUUUGUGGUGGCAUUCAUGUGCGUUUAACUCGUAAAAACGUAUCCGACAUGACUUGAACGCGCCAUUAGACCUUGAUUAGCUUGAUCAGGUGUGUUUGAUUAGAGUUGGAGCGAAACUCUGCAGGACUGUGGCUCUCCAGGACAGAAGUCCUAGUCUUGUCCUAGUCCAACCAAUCUGUGUUAACAGUCGUGCUGUCCUUGUUAACAUUUCUGCUGCUAAAUCAUCUACUCAGUGGGCCUGGGACAUCAUUUUUAAGGUUUGGUCUCCCUCACCCUGGCCCAAUGAGUAUGUAUUACCAUAGAGGACCUUAGUGGGCCCCUCUGGCCACAGGGCCUUGGACAGCAUACACUAUUCAGCUAGUGUAGAAUUGGUUUUUGCUUGUGCAAUAUUUGCAUAAGAAGUUCACUACCACUCCUUUUGAUUCACUUGAAGGAAUAACAUUAAAUGGUACGCUUUCUAAAUUAGUCAUAAAAUGACUAAAAAGGCUGUUUUUUUUUUUUUGGCUUCUUGACUAGUUGCUGCUGUUGUAAUCCUGUGCUUGUCAAUACAACACCACCAUCAUAUGCUCUCAAAAUAUUUCUCCAAUUAUCUUUAUCACAAUAAAAAAAAUAAAAAAAAAUAAGUAUGAAACAUCACAUCUUCUUUGGCAAACUGUGGUUAAGCUUUUCUGGGAAAGCUCUUGUUCUUAUUGGAAGCUGUGUCUUGUUUUAAAGCGCUAUUGUAAAAAGCCUAGUAAUGUAGGUGACUUUAAACCCUGUUCUUUCUCCCUGGACUUAUAUAGUGUUCAACAUGUGGGUUCAUCCUUUCUUUUUUGUUGUUGUUGUUGUUUUUGCUUAAUGUAAAUAUGAUUUUGUUCUUUUGUGGGUUUUAUUUAUGGUGGAGGGCAUCUUCCGACAAAGUGCACAGCUUUUAAACUUGCUGCAAGACCUUUACGCACUGACAUAUCAUAUUUGCUUAUGCACUUGAGAUAAAUAAAUUAUUAGAAAUGAAAAAA